UCCUUUUGGUGGUAUCAAUAGCUGUCGCGCCUCAAGCAAGGAGUCGUUUUUUUUCCCGCGCGCUCGUCUUCUCUCCCGUUCAUGGGGAAACCUAAACAACAGGUUCUCUCCCGCUUCUUCGUCCCAAAGCCGCGACCUCCCCCUGAGGCGGCGGAACAAAACUCGCCACCGCAGCCAUCACCUCCCCGCCCCAAACCCUCACCGAGGAUCGCCACCACCAUCUCAUUUUCCCCCUCUACAACCUCCUCUAAGCGUUCCCACUCUCAUUCCCAAAACCCAUCCUCAUCUGCCAAAAAGCCCAAGACCUCACUCCACGAGAAGUUGGUUUCAAAGCUUAUUGAUCCUCCCGCUUCCUCCGUGACCGUCCCAAAACCCUCGUCCCAAAACCCUAAUUACACUCCUCUCGAGCAGCAGGUCCUCGAGCUCAAAUCGCAGCACCCAGACGUCCUUCUCAUGGUUGAGGUCGGCUAUCGUUACCGUUUCUUUGGUGAGGACGCCGAGACUGCCGCGCGAGUACUUGGCAUCGUCGCUCACCCCGACCACAAUUUUCUAACCGCCAGUGUGCCCACAUUCCGAUUGGAUUUUCACGUCCGGCGGCUCGUUGGCGCCGGAUACAAGGUCGGCGUGGUUAAGCAGACGGAAACGGCGGCGAUUAAGGCGCAUGGGUCGAACAGGUUAGGACCGUUUUCGAGGGGCUUGUCGGCGUUGUAUACAAGGUCGACGAUUGAAGCGGCGGAGGAUAUGGGAAGCGGAAGGGAAGAGGGGCUGGUGGGUUCGGAUGGGAAUUACCUUCUUUGUGUUACGGAGAAGGAAGCUGUGGCUGGAGAUAAUGGUUUUGGGGUGGAGGGUUGCUUUGACGUGAAGAUUGGGAUAGUUGGAGUGGAAAUAUCGACCGGGGAGGUCAUUCAUGGAGAGUUUAAUGACAAUGUUAUGAGAUCGGGGCUUGAAGCUGUUGUUUUGAGUUUAUCUCCAGCAGAAAUCCUUCUGGGGGAUCCUCUUUCUGCCUCUACAGAGAAGCUGCUGUUGGCCUAUGCUGGACCUGCUUCUAAUGUUCGAGCUGAGCGAACUUCUCGGAACUGUUUAAAUGAUGGGGGUGCACUUGCAGAGGUGAUGUCCUUAUAUGAAGAGGUGACUAAGGAUACCCCAAUUGAAACAAAUUUGUACAUCAGGGUAGAGAGAGAUGAUUCCAGUGGUAUUGAGGGAAUUUUAGCCAUGCCAGAACUAUCCAUCCAAGCACUGGCGCUAUCCUUGCGAUACCUCAAAAAGUUUGGCUUGGAAAGGAUUUUAAUCAUGGGUGCUUCAUUCCGGCCUUACUCUAGCAAUGUUGAGAUGACGUUAUCUGCAAAUACACUUCACCAGCUGGAGGUCUUGCGAAACAGCUACAAUGGUUCUAUUGAAGGUUCAUUGCUGCAUGCUAUGGAUCACACUUGCACUUCAUUUGGAUCAAGACUUCUGAAACACUGGGUUACUCAUCCAUUAUGUGAUAGAAACUCCAUAAUUGCACGCCUUGAUGCAGUUACCGAAAUCGCAGAUUCAAUGGGUUCUUGUAGAGUUUUACAAGCAGCUUUUUUAACUAAAGAAAGUUCAUGCAAUGAAACCAGUUCUAUAAUGUCAGAUGUUUUAAAGAUGUUGGGGAAGUCUCCCGAUGUACAGCGGGGGAUAACUAGAAUUUUUCACAGAACUGCUACUGCAGCUGAGUUCAUUGGGGCCAUCCAAGCUAUCCUUCUAUCCGGCAAGCAAUUACAGAAACUUUAUGCUGAAGAUGAUGAAAAUAAUGUUACGAGGAUGGUGAAAUCUACUCUUCUGAGAAGGUUAAUUUUUACUGCAUCAUCAUCUUCUUUAAUUUCUCGAGCUGCACAGCUUCUCUCCUCUCUUAACAAGGAUGCAGCUAAUCAGUGUGAUAUGCUGAACUUGUUCAAUGCUUCUGGUGGUCAGUUCCCAGAGGUUGCUCUUGGCCAAAUAGCUGUUCAAACGACCAAAGAAAAGCUAGAUUCAUUAAUUAUUCAGUACCGAAAACAACUUGGAAUGCGGAAUUUAGAAUUCAUCGCUGUGUCUGGAGUCACCCAUCUAAUUGAAUUAUCUUCUGAUACUAAGGUUCCUUCCAAUUGGGUUAAGGUAAAUAGUACUAAGAAGUCAGUGAGAUAUCAUCCCCCACAGGUCCUGGCAACUUUGGAUGAGUUGGUUCUUGCAAAAGAAGAAUUUGCUGUUACAUGCAGGAAAACAUGGGCUAAUUUUUUGACAGAGUUUGGCAAAUACUAUGCUCAAUUUCAGGCUUCAGUUCAGGCUCUGGCUGCUUUGGACUGUUUGCAUUCACUAGCCAUUCUCUCAAGAGAUCAGAAGUACGUGCGACCAACUUUUGUAAGUGAUGAUGAACCAGGUCAAAUAUUUAUCAGUUCUGGUCGCCACCCAGUUCUGGAUUCUGUCUUAGGAGAACAUUUUGUUCCAAAUGACACGUGCCUUCAUUCAGAUGGUGAACUUUGCCAGUUAGUCACUGGGCCAAAUAUGGGCGGAAAGAGUUGCUACAUUCGACAGGUCGCCCUUAUAGCAAUAAUGUCUCAGGUUGGUUCCUUUGUACCAGCAUCGUCUGUAAGGUUGCACGUGUUCGACGGGGUAUACACUCGAAUGGGAGCAUCCGAUAGCAUCCAACAUGGAUCGAGUACCUUCUUUGAAGAAUUGAAUGAGACUUCUCAUAUUCUCGAACAUUGCACAUCGCGGUCUCUCGUCAUCAUUGAUGAGCUCGGCCGAGGAACGAGUACCCAUGAUGGUGUCGCCAUUGCUUAUGCAACAUUGCAUUAUCUUCUGCACCAGAAGAAAUCUAUGGUUCUUUUUGUUACACACUACCCCCAAAUUCUGGAUAUACAGAGUAAAUUUGAAGGAUCAGUUGGAGCAUAUCAUGUUUCUUAUUUGACAUCAAAGAAACCUUUGAAAUUAAUGGAAUCUAAAUCAGAAUUUGAUAUUGGAGAUGAGGAGAAACAAGACGUGACCUUUCUGUAUAAGGUUAUUCAUGGUGCAUCUGACAAGAGCUUUGGCCUCAAUGUUGCUCGACUUGCUCAGUUGCCGCAUAUGUGCAUUAAAAGAGCAGCUUUCAUGGCCGCAAAACUUGAAGCAGACAUCAGUUCACAGACGGGAAAUCAGGCCAAAAUGUCAGAUAGUAAUAAAACUAUAGAGGAAAACAAAACUUGUGAUAUUCAUUCUGGUUCCCCUAAACAUGCACAUGAAGAUAGCGAACACUUUGAAGAGCUGGCGAAAAAAUGCCGCAUCAUAUUCUUUUCUAUAAAAUCAGCACUACGAAAUGCUGACACAGAUGAAAUUUUUCGCUGUUGGAAGGGCGCUAGAGAAGUAGCACAGAUGGCAUCGAAGUGGUGAUUGGCAUUUUUUCGCUCGAAUCCCGUCUUAGAAGCUCUUGACCGCUAUCGGCUAUAUGUUUCUAGGUGAGGUGCAGCAUCUUUAUUCGACUCACCUUUUGCAUUCUGAUAUCUUCUACUUGUUGGCUUGGGGAGCUAAGCCGUUUUGUAAAUGGUGGAAUAGAUCAAUUUAGAGGAAAAGAAUGUGUAACUAUGAGAAUUGAGAACUAACCAUGUUAUUUAAUGAAGGCAUUAUUAUCAUCCAAAAUGAGAGGGCCAUGCAGAUGCUUGCUUGUUUUACAGUUUUCUUAUUGCAGCUUACCUGACAUGAU
Phalaenopsis equestris is the source of this 3676-nucleotide messenger RNA. RefSeq names its product DNA mismatch repair protein MSH3. The record is from RefSeq and is a predicted model, not a curated record. Gene Ontology annotation, cellular component: nucleus. Gene Ontology annotation, molecular function: ATP-dependent DNA damage sensor activity; ATP binding; mismatched DNA binding. The coding region runs from base 82 to 3366 and encodes 1094 amino acids. Gene Ontology annotation, biological process: mitotic recombination; mismatch repair. NCBI's taxonomy places the organism in Eukaryota, Viridiplantae, Streptophyta, Magnoliopsida, Asparagales, Orchidaceae. The transcript is spliced from 12 exons.